Symbiodinium sp. CCMP2456 is the source of this 1656-nucleotide messenger RNA. Lineage: Eukaryota; Dinophyceae; Suessiales; Symbiodiniaceae. The record is from the annotation of a GenBank genome assembly.
AUGUCGCAGAUUGUCCUUUGCCUGGCAGCCGGAGCCGUAGCGCUCCUGGCACGCUUCAGCCCUGCAGCCUUUGCUCCAGCAGGCUUCCAGGUGCAAUCUGGGCUGCAGCAGCCUGCGCAUGGUGCAGGGCUGAGCGCCAGCGCUGAUGCCCCUCGGUCCUUUGGCGCUCUGGCUGGCAUGGCCGCUGCUGGCAUGGCCAUCGGUGCAGCCGCAGGAGCUGCCGGCCGAUGCCAAAAGAGUGCCAGCCUGUUGGCUCGGCGUUCCCAUGCUGUGAAGAUCUACGACACCUGCAUUGGCUGCACUCUGUGCGUCCGUGCGUGCCCCACAGAUGUGCUGGAGAUGGUCCCGGCCACUAUCAACGCAGCCAAGCAGGUGGCUUCGUCCCCGCGAGUGGAGGACUGCGUGGGUUGCAAGCGCUGCGAGACGGCCUGCCCCACCGACUUCCUGAGCAUCCGCGUGUACCUGCAGGACCGAGGGCCUGUAGACAACGAGGAGACGCAGUACAGCUUGGGCCUGGACUUGGUGGAUUGGUUUGUGGACAACGACAUGCUGCCCUACGUAGAUGAUUGGGAGGAGGCCGGAGGCUUUCCGAAAGAUCUCCAUCGACGUGCGUACCAGGCUGGUGUUUAUGGUGCUUUCUGGCCCGAGAAGUACGGUGGUACCUUUCCAACUGCUGAGGAGGCAGACAUGUUUCAUUACUUCAUCUUCUACGACGAAUUAGCGCGCCCAUGCGCCAGUGGCCUCUACGGCUCCCUGAUGACACACAGCAUCUCGCUGCCACCGCUGCUGGAGCUGGGCUCCGAGAAGCAGAAGGAGGCUGUCGCCAGACAAAUCAUCUCCGGUGAGAAGACCUGCUGCCUGGCCGUCACGGAGCCGGGUGGCGGCUCCGACGUGGCCAAUGUACAGACCACAGCAGUUCUCGACGCCAGUGGCACAUACUAUGUGGUCAACGGCCAAAAGACUUUCAUCUCAGGGGGGAUGCAUGCCGACUACUUCACCACGGGGGUCCGCACCAGUGGAAAAACCGGCAACCAGGGCAUCUCUGUCUUGCUGGUGCCACGGGCAAGUGCUGGUCUGAACACGACGCGCUUGAAGACGCAGGGAUGGCACCUCAGCUCCACGACCUUGGUGACGUUUGACGACGUGAAGGUUCCUGCAGAGAACUUGCUGGGGCGAGAAGGUGACGGCUUUUUGGCAAUCAUGCGGAACUUCAACAAUGAGAGGCUUGCCCUGGCGAUCAUCGCAAACCGGCAGGCCCGGGUCUGCCUGGAAGAGACGGUCAGAUAUGCACAGGUGCGAAAGACCUUCGGCAAGCCGCUGUCCUCGCACCAGGUCAUCCGCCACAAGCUCAUGGAAUGCGGUCGCCAUAUCAUGGCCACCAACGGCAUGAUCCUUUCCAUCUGUGCGCAGAAAGCCAGGCCCGCAGAUUCCUCGGAGCAGCUUGCAGGCGCCAUCGCCUUGGCGAAGGUUCAGGCGACGAAGAGCUUCGAGUUCGUGGCCCGUGAGUGCUCGCAGGUCUUCGGGGGCAAGUCUUACCUUCGGUCUGGGCCCGGCCGUGUCGUGGAGCGCGCCUACCGGGAGGUACGUGUCCUGGCGAUGGGAGGCGGCUCUGAGGAGAUCAUGCUCGACCUCGCCUCGCGCCAAGCAAGGCUUUGA